CUGUAGUUUGACACUGUGGUUGCUGUGGUUUGGCCUUGACUGCUGUAGUUUGACACUGUGGUUACUGUUGUUUGACCAUUGUUGCUGUAGUUUAAUAGUGAUUAUUGUGGUUUGGCUGUGAAUGCUGGGGUUUGACUGUGGUUACUGUAGUGUGAUAGUGGUUACUGUGGUUUGGCUGUGGUUGCUGUGGUUUGGCCGUGGUUGCUGUAGUUUGACAGUGGUUAAUGUAGUUUGGCUGUGGUCACUGUGGUUUGACCAUAGUUACUGUGGUUUGGUCAUAGUUACUGUGGUUUGAUUGUAGUUGCUGUAUUUUGGCUGUGGUUGCUGUGGUUUUGACUGUGUGUGUUUACUCUGGUUUUCUGGUGGUUGACAUGGUUUUUACAUAGUUACUGUGGGUUGGCUGUAGUUACUGUGGAUUAGCUCUGGUUGCUGUGAUUUAGCCGUGGUUUCUGUAAAUUUGCUGUGGUUACUGUAGUUUACCUGUGGUUUGACUGUGGUUUGGCCAUAUUUGCAGUGGUUGCUGUGGAUUGACAGAGAUUACUCUGUUUUUCUGGUGGUUGGUGUGGUUUGACCUUGGUUACACUGGUUUUCUGGUGGUAGCCAUGGAAUUGACCUAGUUACUGUGGGUUAACCAUGGUUACUGUAGUUCACCUGUGGUUUGGACAUGGUUUCUGUGGUUUGAACGUGGUUGCUGUGGAUUGACCUUGGUUACUCUGGUGGUUUAGCUGUUAGUAGUGCAUUAUGGGUAUGAACUGGUUGUUGUGGUCAGUGCUGUUGGUGUUCCUGGUGUUCGGCUCGGUUCCUGUAGGCAGUGAUGCAGGUUCUGAUCCUGAUCCAGAUCUUCAUCCAGAUCCACCACGGGAUCCUCACACUCCCCAACAUACCCCCCCUCACACUCCCCGCCGCACCUUCCCCGUGCUCACGGUGCAGUUCCAGACCGUACGGAAACCCUUCGAGAGCGCCCUCUGGAUUCUCCUGGCGUCACUGCUGAAGCUCGGGUUCCACAUCAUCCCUCGGUUCUCCAGCGUGGUUCCAGAGAGCUGUGUUCUGAUAAUGGUGGGUUUACUGGUGGGGGCUUUGAUAAAGCUGCUGGGAGAGACCCUCCCAGUUCUGGACACUCAGCUCUUCUUCCUGGUCCUGCUGCCCCCCAUCAUCCUGGACGCCGGGUACUUCCUGCCCAUCCGGCCCUUCGGCGAGAACCUGGGCACCAUCCUGGUGUUUGCGGUGGUGGGAACGCUGUGGAACUCCUUCUUCAUGGGCGUGGUCCUGUACGGGGUGUGUCUGCUGGAGGGGUCCUCGCAGCUAGCCGGGGUGGACCUGCUGGCCUGCCUGCUGUUCAGCUCCAUCGCAUCCGCCGUCGACCCCGUCGCCGUCCUCGCCGUCUUCGAGGAGAUCCACAUCCACGAGCUCCUGCACAUCCUGGUGUUCGGAGAGUCGCUGCUCAACGACGCCGUCACUGUGGUGCUAUACCACCUGUUUGAGGAGUUUGCGAUGAUGGGCGAGGUGACCCUGGUUGAUGUGUUUCUGGGCGUGUUGUGUUUCUUCGUGGUGGCACUAGGGGGCGUCCUGGUUGGGGCAGUUUAUGGGCUGCUGGCAGCCAUCACCUCCCGCUUCACCUCGCACACUCGCGUCAUCGAACCGCUCUUCGUCUUCCUCUACAGCUACAUGGCGUACCUGUCCGCCGAGGUCUUCCACCUGUCCGGCAUCAUGGCGCUGAUAGCUUGCGGCGUGGUGAUGCGUCCGUACGUGGAAGCCAACAUUUCCCACAAGUCCUACACCACCAUAAAGUACUUCCUGAAGAUGUGGAGCAGUCUGAGUGAAACGCUCAUCUUCAUCUUCCUGGGCGUGUCCACCGUCGCCGGACCUCACACCUGGAACUGGACCUUCGUCUCCGCCACCAUCGUCCUCUGCCUGCUGUCCCGCGUGCUUGGAGUGGCGGGACUGACCUUCUUCAUCAACAAGUUCCGAAUGGUGAAGCUGACGGGGAAGGACCAGUUCAUCGUGGCGUACGGUGGCCUGCGAGGGGCAAUCGCCUUCUCUCUGGCAUUUCUGCUGUCGGCCGAGCAUUUCCCCAUGAAGAACCUGUUCCUUACCGCCAUCAUCACUGUCGUCUUCUUCACCGUCUUCGUCCAGGGAAUGACCAUACGACCUCUGGUCGACCUUCUGGCUGUAAAGAAGAAAAAAGAGACCAAGUUUACAAUAAACGAAGAGAUUCACACCCAGUUUUUAGAGCAUGUGUUGGUGGGGAUCGAGGGGGUCUGUGGUCAUUAUGGUCAUCGUCACUGGAAGGAUAAGUUGGGCAGGUUGAAUGCGAGUUAUCUGAGGCGGUGGCUGAUUGUGGGUGAAAGAUCUCAGGAGCCCCAGUUGAUCUCCUUCUAUAACAGGCUGGAGCUGGAACAGGCGCUCCUGGUGGCGGAGAGUGGAACUGCGGGCAGGCUGACCCCGGCACUGCCCUCUAGCGCCUCCCUGCUUGCUGAGAAGCAGAAGUCGGUGAUGAAUGUCUCUAAAGAGCGAGAGCAGCGAAUCCGGAAGAUUCUCAGAGCAAACCUACAAAAAACAAGCCAGAGGCUGCGCUCGUACAGCAGACAUGCACUAUUUCUGGAGGAAGAAGAAGAGGACGACUGGAACGAAAUGAAACUCCAGAAGCAAAGAUUAGAGAUGGGCCGGAGGAUGAGUCACUAUUUGACUGUUCCGGCUAACUGGCAGGAGUCGCCCCCUUUGAGAAGAGCGAAGACUGAGUCCGGUAACCAGGUGAAGGAGUCCAGACCCAGCGCAGCAGUCAGUGUACCUAUCGUCAGUGUGGAGUCGGUCCCUCCCUCAGCUCCUGCAGACUCAGGGAUGUCUCCGGACAAGACCGCAGACAGUCCUCCGCAGACUGUAGGGGGCGCUCUAAAGUCUCUGGCGGGAUCCGGCCGGGGGAAAGGUCGUAAACCCAGCGUAACUUUUGCUCUGGACGUGGAUGAGCAGAAGCUGCCGCGAUGUUUGAGCGACCCCGGCCCCAAUAAAAUAGACGAGGAGGACGAAGAGCACAGAGAGUGGGAGGUGUAAAAUAAUGACAUCUUAAAAAGUUCGGACAAUAUUCGUACAUAAACUCACUGAAACUGUGAGGACUAUUGUGGACUUUGUUUUUUUAAAAAGCACUUUGCCUUACAGUUCUGGAGAAAUUUACAGAGUCAGAUUUGCUCACAUUGGUGGAGAAUGCGGGCCCAGGCACUUAUCCCCACCUACUGAGCCUUCAACAGUUUAGCCCCACCCUUUAAUUCAGUCUACUGCAUUUUAGUCCCACCUUUUACCUCAGUGUACAGCAGUUUAGCUCCACCCAUUAAUUCAGUCUACGGCAGUGUAGCUCCACCCAUUUAUUCAGUCUACGGCAGUGUAGCUCCACCCAUUUAUUUAGUGCAUGGCAGUGUAGCUCCACCCAUUUAUCUAGCCUACACCUAUUCAGCAAAUAGCAGCAUUCCCCCACCAAUUGAUGUUGUAACACUUUAGCUCCGCUCAUUCACAGUUAAGUUAUAAAGAGUGUUUUAUCUCAGACUGCACUCAAUUAAGGACAGCCAAUCAGAACAAAGUUCAUUAACUUACAUCAUCACUCUUAAAAGCACAGUCACAAGAACACUCUCUUUUAUUCUAAAAGAUAUAUAUAUAUUUUUUUGAUAGUUUCUUUUUUUUAAUAAUUAAUUUUAAUCAUUAAUUUUAAUUCAUGGUGGAGGGAUACAUGCAGAGAGUUCCUCACAAAAAGUAGUUCCUAAAGAAAACUGUAGUAGAUGUUUUUCCGAUGUAUUUUCAUCAUCGGCAUGCCAUAUAAACCCUGGUGUAGGAGCACGGGUGGGUUUGGGCAGUAUAUAAAAUAUGAGCUCUAUUAUUUGUGUAUAUUAUAAGUGGUCAUGUGCUGUUAUCACAUGAUUAUACUCAGGUUAACAGUAUUUAUUGUUAAGUGUGGAGUUUGCAGAGUGUUUGAUCAGCAGUUGUGUUUGAUAUUUGUGUAUUUUUUUUAUUAAAUAAAGAAUCUCUUUGGCUCUUC
Messenger RNA from Astyanax mexicanus (Mexican tetra), 4021 nucleotides. It is a transcript of the gene slc9a1b, whose product is annotated as solute carrier family 9 member A1b. Gene Ontology annotation, biological process: sodium ion transport; proton transmembrane transport; regulation of pH. The coding region runs from base 742 to 3048 and encodes 768 amino acids. The record is from RefSeq and is a predicted model, not a curated record. Gene Ontology annotation, cellular component: membrane. Gene Ontology annotation, molecular function: sodium:proton antiporter activity. NCBI's taxonomy places the organism in Eukaryota, Metazoa, Chordata, Actinopteri, Characiformes, Acestrorhamphidae. The transcript is spliced from 12 exons.